AUGGAAGACGUCGACUUGGGCAAAGACCGGACUCAGCUCAUUGACUUUGUAUAUGCAAAUGGAAAUGGAAACGGAUCAGCAUCCAACUUGAAUCAACGAAAUAAUGGAUCUUCAAAUAAUAUCCCACUCUCGGAGAAGGCUGUGAAACAACCACUACAGUCCCAACCACAAUCACCACCACCACCAAAACCACAAAAACAGAAGAGCCCUGCAAAACCAAAAAAGAAGAUAGCAUGUGCUCCUGGAUCGGCUAUUUGUCUCUUUUUAUUAGCAGUCGCCGCUAUUAUAUUUGCUGCAUUUUUGGGACAUUAUCUGACAAAACAAAAUUACGAAAUGAUGCAAUUUAAGAAUUCGAAUGAAUCGAUGGUAGUCUGCAAGAACUAUACUCGACCACACAAGAAAACGCAUCGUCCAAUUGUGAACGAAGAAGAUGCAGACGAGAAUGAUGCUAUCAAACAACCAACCAAAGAAGAAUUGGCUCUCCCAAAAAGUGUUCAACCUGUUUGGUACGAUGUGAGUCUAUCUCCAAAAACUGGAGGAAACGGAACAAUGGGAUUGGCUCUUGUGAAAUUGAAUAUCACUGAACCCACCAACAAGAUUGUUCUAAAUGCGAAAGGAAUAGAAUUCACUAAAAAUUUGGAGAAGAUUCAGUUAUCCAAGGAAGCUACCAAACGAUCAAAGAAAUCUGCUGAAGAAAUCUCUGCAAACGUCACGAAUUCAAAAUCUGAAAUGCCAGAAGGAUCUGGAAUGAGACCAGAAGAAGAGUCUGUUCCAUCGACAACAACUACGACAGAAGCUACCCCAGUGUCUUCUUUAGUGGAUACUGGAAUCAAAAUUACCGGAAUCGAGUUUAACGAAGAUUUGGAACAAGUCGUAUUAACUUUGGAUCAAGAAUUGAAGAAAGGAAGCGAAGUUGUCCUGAAAAUUCCAUUCACAUCGAAAGUAACCAAUAGUAAUGGAUUGAAAGAAUACAAAUACAAAACACCAAAUGGAGAAGAGAGGAGCAUGUUCACUACUCAACCAAGCUACGCCUACAUGCGUCACGUCUUCCCAAGUUUCGAUCAAGAAUCAUUCAAAGCUCCUGCUGCAUUGACAUUGAUGCAUUCUAAUGGAUCAGUAGUUGUAGCAAACACAGAAGUUAAAACUGAAGAUGACGGAGAUUCCCUAACUUCCACUUUAAAAAAGGUUCUGGAUCCUGAUUUCGUUAUUGGAGAUCUUGUAGCAAAUGAAGUGAACACAACCAGCGGAUUGACAAUCAGAAUUUGGACAAGGCCAGAAGUGCAACAUUACACUGAGCAAGCAUUGGACUAUGCUAACCAGGCAAUUGACGCUCUCGAACAUAUUCUUCAAUCCAGACUUGAGAGCAAAACCUUGGACAUCGUUGCUGUUCCUGGAUUCCAACCAGGAAACAGAGUCAGUCCAUCGUUCAUUGUACUCCCGGAAGAAGAUGUUCUUUACAAUGAACAUUCUAACAAUAUUAACCAAAAAGCUCAUUUGGCGAGAGUUCUUUCUAAUAGAAUCGCUGCUCAAUGGUUCGGAGGAAUCACGAAUCCAGAGGAAUUCGGAACAUUCUGGUUGAAUGAUGCUCUUCCGAAGUUCCUUGAAGUUGAAGCUCUCGAGAAAAUUCUUGAUGUCAAAUCGGACGAUCUAUGGACAUAUGAGCUAGAGAAGAUUUUCGAAAGAGAUGCCACUGCUACAUCCCAACCAUUAAGAGUCAAAAAUGUUUUCUCUGCUACUGAUAUUGCAGCAAUUGAUCAUGAAUUCAUUGGAAAGAAAGGAGCAGCUGUACUUCGAAUGAUCCAAAAAUCUGUUGGAGAAACCGCUUUCAAUAAAGCUAUUCGGAGCUUUGUUUCGUCAUACCGUUCUGCUUAUCCAUACGAUGAUGGCCUCUGGAAAUCUUUUCAAAAAGCUAUUGGUCAAAAAUUGAAAGGAUGGAACAACGAACCAUUGGAUGUUGCGAAGUUUGUAAACACAUGGGUUGAUCAAAUCGGAUUCCCAUUGGUUUCGGUCGAUAAGCUGGAUGAUGAAAAUGUUGAACUAUCUCAAGAGAGAUUCAAGAAUGAUCAUAAAACGAAAGAGCAAUUUAAGUUCCGCAACGCUAAAUACUGGUUCAACUGGGAAGUUCCACUCUUUUUGAAAAGCUCUGGUCCAGUUGGAAACGUUUCGUGGCUUCAUGAAGCAUUCAGACUCCCAUUGAAUACUUCUGAUUCUAUUUACUUGAAUACUGAUUCGAAUGGAGUUUAUCGUGUGAAUUAUGAAGAAAUAAGAUGGAAUGAAAUUGCCAAGUAUCUGGAGAAAUCGCAUGGAAAGCUCUCGGAGAGAACUAGAGCUCGCCUUAUUUCUGAUGUAUUCGCUCUGGCUAACAGUGGAGCUCUUCCGUUUGAAACUGCUCUCAAUGUUACAUCGUAUCUUCCAAUGGAAACCGGAACAGUUCCAUGGCUUAUUGCAUCCAGAAUCUUCAAAAAAUUGACACAAAGAUUAGAGGGAGCACCUAUUCAAGAAAAACUAAAUAAUUAUAUCUACGAGAAAAUUCAUAAGGAGUUCGAUAAAGUCAAUACCUCUCCGGAUAUUGAUUCCAACUAUCUCGAAAGUCUUCUUCACUCGAAUCUCCUUGAUCUGAUGGCUAUUGUUAAACCUGCAAAAUCAAACGUGAAGCUGAAUCAAAUAUUUGUGGAAUCCUUCUUGGCACCAUGUCAGUUCUCUGGUAAUUUCAGCAGCGACUGUUCCGAGGUUCCGGGAGAACUUCGGGAGAAGGUUUACUGUAAUGGAGUUGAGUUCGGAAACGAUACAGUUUUUGAAACAGUCAAGGAACUAGCAGCGAAAGAAGUCGAUGAAACCGAGAAAGUCAUUCUUCAAAAUUCGUUGGCAUGCUUCAGAGAUCCACGUGUUCUUCGCCGAAUGAUCCUGGAAAACUUGAACAGCAAAACAGAUGCAAUUCAGCUAUUGAAGAAAAUGAACAGCCGUCCAGUUGGAAGAGAAAUCGCAACUAACUGGAUUAUCGACAAUUGGUCUACUAUUCUGAAAAAGAAGUUCAAGAAUGAUUCAGAAACUUUGAACGCAAUUGCAGAUGCUGGAAUUGUUUUGAAUAACGAAAGAGAGAAGAGUACGAUUGAAACAUUCAUGGAGCAUCAUCGCAAGAGCACAAAUGGAAUCGAGAGUCUCGACAGAAAGAUUGAAGAAGCAACGACAGAUAUUUAUUGGAGAAAACAAAGAGUUAUGGAAUUGAACGAUUAUUUGGAUGGAAAAAUGAAGGGACCGACUAAAGAAGAGGAAGAAGGAGAUAGUGAAGAGCAAGAGUGA
Caenorhabditis briggsae is the source of this 3300-nucleotide messenger RNA. NCBI's taxonomy places the organism in Eukaryota, Metazoa, Nematoda, Chromadorea, Rhabditida, Rhabditidae. Gene Ontology annotation, cellular component: cytoplasm. The coding region runs from base 1 to 3300 and encodes 1099 amino acids. Gene Ontology annotation, biological process: proteolysis; peptide catabolic process. The record is from RefSeq and is a predicted model, not a curated record. Gene Ontology annotation, molecular function: zinc ion binding; metalloaminopeptidase activity; peptide binding. The transcript is spliced from 12 exons.